This is a messenger RNA of Salvelinus namaycush (lake trout), 1102 nucleotides long. RefSeq names its product exosome complex component RRP40-like. Bases 45 to 770 code for a protein of 241 amino acids. The transcript is spliced from 4 exons. Gene Ontology annotation, cellular component: nuclear exosome (RNase complex); cytoplasmic exosome (RNase complex). Lineage: Eukaryota; Metazoa; Chordata; Actinopteri; Salmoniformes; Salmonidae. Gene Ontology annotation, molecular function: RNA binding. Gene Ontology annotation, biological process: nuclear polyadenylation-dependent rRNA catabolic process; poly(A)-dependent snoRNA 3'-end processing; TRAMP-dependent tRNA surveillance pathway. The record is from RefSeq and is a predicted model, not a curated record.
GUCACAUUUAUUGUUUCCCCUAUCAGAAGUGCACAUUUACAGACAUGCUGAGUUGUUUCAAAGAUAAAGUUGGUGAUGUUUUAUUACCAGGAGACGUAUUUUCUUUUCAAAUGCCUGAAAGUAUCACCGACAGCAAACCCGAGAAAGUUGUUUGUGGACCAGGGCUUCGGCGAAACGGAGAUGAAGUUCUCGUUUGCAAAAGCGGAAUCCUCCGACAUAAACAACCGAAUCUGUACUGGAUAGACUCUCAGCAAAGGAGGUAUGUUCCAGGGAAGGGGGAGAGUGUGAUUGGCAUCAUAGCUGCCAAGUCAGGUGACAUCUUCAAGGUGGAUGUAGGGGGGAGUGAGCAGGCGUCACUCUCCUACCUCGCCUUCGAGGGGGCUACCAAGAGGAAUAGACCUAACGUGCAGGUAGGGGACCUGGUGUACUCUCAGUUCAUCAUUGCCAACAAAGACAUGGAGCCGGAGCUGGUGUGUAUAGACAGCUGUGGACGAGCCAACGGGAUGGGGGUGUUUGGAGCAGGCGGGCUUCUCUUCAAGGUGUCCCUGGGACUUGUACGCAGGCUGCUGGCACCCCAGAGUGAGAUAGCCAAGGACCUGGAGAAGAUGUUCCCCUUUGAGAUUGUGGUGGGGAUGAACGGGCGGGUGUGGGUCAAGUCCAAGACCAUCCAGCAGACCCUCAUUGUGGCCAACCUGCUGGAGAGCUGUGAGAACAUGACAGCGCAGCAGCGACAGACGCUCUUCAGAAGGGUGGCCGAUGGAUCCAUCUAGGCUAGGGGACCACUCUGCUCCGGAGAAGGAUGUUCGAGAACUGUCUGAAUUAGUGGGGUUCGUCUCAAUCAUUUGAAGGCAAGGAGGCAUUGGUGUGGUUGUCUCCUCUCCUCUGUGACUACUGAGCUAAAAGGACCUGAGAGAUGAAUGCAGUGUAGAUUAAACUUAUCAAGUCAAAGGGGAUUUUGACCCCAGUGUGUCUGCGCUGUGUGAAGAAUCUGCAUUUUUUUUUUUUAUAUACAUAUUUUGUUCAACUACAUUUUGAGAAAUAAAUAAUGAAUCUGGGUUAAUAAUAAAAAAAAAAAAAAAAAAAGUGCACCUGUUCAAACCAG